AUCGACCAAAUUGAUUCGUCCGGUUGUUCGUGAAAGAAGGCGGAAGGCUAAACAGUAUUUGUAAUAUAUACUUGGUAAUAAUUCGAAGAUUGUGAAAAAACUACAGGCAAAAUGGCUUCUGGAGUUACUGUGUCCGAUGUCUGCAAGACUACAUACGAGGAAAUAAAGAAGGACAAAAAACAUCGCUAUGUCAUUUUCUUCAUUCGCGAUGAGAAGCAAAUCGAUGUUGAGACUGUGGCCGAUCGCAACGCCGAAUACGAUCAGUUUCUAGAGGACAUUCAGAAAUGCGGACCUGGCGAAUGCCGAUAUGGCUUGUUCGAUUUUGAAUACAUGCACCAAUGUCAAGGCACAUCUGAGAGUUCAAAGAAGCAAAAGCUGUUCCUUAUGUCGUGGUGUCCCGAUACUGCCAAGGUCAAGAAGAAGAUGUUGUACUCCAGCUCGUUCGAUGCUCUGAAGAAGUCGCUGGUUGGCGUGCAAAAGUACAUACAAGCCACUGAUCUGUCCGAAGCCUCCCGUGAAGCCGUUGAGGAGAAGCUUCGGGCCACUGACCGCCAAUAAACACUGUACAAGGAGCAGGAGCACUGUGCAUUGCAUUUAACAAACAACAACAAGGCAUGCAUGAAACAGCGAUGAAACCAACACACCCAACGUAUCCUGUUGAGAUCGCCAAUUUGUAUGAGAAUUUUCUACAUAAUUUGUAUUUUCAGUAGAAAUAAAGAAAAUGAAAUAUUUAACUUGA
Messenger RNA from Drosophila serrata, 739 nucleotides. It is a transcript of the gene tsr, whose product is annotated as Cofilin/actin-depolymerizing factor homolog tsr. The record is from RefSeq and is a predicted model, not a curated record. Gene Ontology annotation, biological process: actin filament depolymerization. Lineage: Eukaryota; Metazoa; Arthropoda; Insecta; Diptera; Drosophilidae. Gene Ontology annotation, molecular function: actin binding. Gene Ontology annotation, cellular component: actin cytoskeleton.